GUUCUGAUAUUUUUUCCUAAAAUCCCUUAUCGCCGAGAAUAUCAGGUAUUUGAAAUGUCAUUCCAUUAUGGGAAUAAUGAUGAAACAAAAGUGAUAGCUGUGAAAUACUGGAGUACCAGACUUAAAUAUCAUCACUAGCCCUCUGUUGCUGAUAUUAUUUUCGACUGGGUCAUCCCACAGUGACAUCUCAGUGUUUGUUAUUUGUGAAACAGAAGUGAAAGUUGAUCUAAUACCCACAUACAAUGGACAAACCUGAAGAUAAGGAAAAGAAUUCCGAAGAGGGACGAGGUAGUUCAAGACCAGGUCCAUCAUCUGAUGGUGGUGAUGAUUCCUCGUCGUCGUCGAUGGAGAAAAUAGAAAAGUACUUCAUGCAGAUGCUGAAAAUUGGCAGUAUCUCUGAUGAUGACAAAAAAGACACGAAAAAGGUGUUAACAGAGUUGACAUUAGACGGAAUCGUCGAGUACAUCAAGGAAGCUGGCUGCAAGAAAAUUAUAACAAUGGCUGGAGCAGGCAUUUCUACAUCUGCAGGAAUUCCAGAUUUCCGAUCCCCCUCGAGUGGCCUGUACCACAAUUUAGAAAAAUACAAUCUGCCACAUCCUCGUGCGAUCUUCGAGAUUGAUUUUUUUAUGGAGAAUCCAGAGCCAUUCUUCGUCUUAGCAAAGGAGUUAAUUCAUGAGGGCUUCAAACCAACUCCCAGUCAUUAUUUUAUAAGAUUACUGUGGGAGAAAGGGUUGUUGUUGAGGCACUACACACAGAAUGUGGAUACCUUAGAAAGAGUUGCUGGACUACCUGGAGAGAAAAUGGUUGAAGCUCAUGGAACAUUCCACACGGGGAAGUGCCUCAAGUGCAGACGUCCUUACGAUCUCCCUUGGAUGAAAGCGAAAAUUGAUGAAGGGCUCAUUCCAAAAUGUGAAGAGUGCUUGGAGGGGGUGGUUAAGCCAGAUAUUAUAUUUUUUGGAGAAAUGCUGCCGAAUAGAUUCAACACAUUGAUACAUGAGGACUUUGCCCAAGCUGAUCUUCUAAUCAUCAUGGGCUCCAGUUUAGUGGUGGAACCAUUUGCGUCAUUGAUCAAUAUGGUCCCCGCAACCUGUCCGAGACUCCUCAUCAACCGUGAGAAAGUGGGGAUACAAGACAGACUAUCGAGACUAUUCGGUUUUCGCCAAGGAUUCGUAUUCGAUCCAAAGGCUUCAGAACUUGGACGAGACGUUGCUUUUGUUGGAGAUUGCGAUACAGGGUGCAAGUUAUUAGCUGAAAAACUCGGCUGGGGGGACGAACUAGAAACGCUUAUCAAGAAGGAGUAUCGACGAUUGGAAAAUCCAGAAAAGUCAGCUGUUGAAAAAUAAUUUUUAUUAUGUUCCUUAUACAAUUAUUUAAUUUACCUAAUGGUAAAGGGUUUUACGAUAACUUCUAACGCCUCUCGUUGAUGUUGUUGUGCGACACCAACCGCUGGUGUUGGUGAUGCCUCACGACCGCAAUAUCUAAGCUGAAAUAAAAAAGAACUAAAUCAGUACGACAA
Diachasmimorpha longicaudata is the source of this 1516-nucleotide messenger RNA. It is a transcript of the gene Sirt2, whose product is annotated as NAD-dependent protein deacetylase Sirt2. Gene Ontology annotation, cellular component: nucleus. Bases 243 to 1343 code for a protein of 366 amino acids. NCBI's taxonomy places the organism in Eukaryota, Metazoa, Arthropoda, Insecta, Hymenoptera, Braconidae. The transcript is spliced from 7 exons. The record is from RefSeq and is a predicted model, not a curated record. Gene Ontology annotation, molecular function: NAD+ binding; histone deacetylase activity, NAD-dependent.